UCAUGUUGAAGUUGCUCUUAAGCAGAGCUUUUCUUCUUUACCUGUCCAGGUAGCCUCUGUUUUCAUUUCAGUCUUAAUGAAAACUUUUUUGUCCUUUCCUUCUAGAGUUUCUAUACAAAGCAGUCGAGAACUGAAAACGAAUGGGGAUUGAAUUGCUUUGCCUGUUCUUUCUAUUUCUGGGAAGGAAUAACCAUGUUCAAGGGAACUGUGCUGUGGGUAAUGCAGAGACCUGUGAAGACUGCUUGCUCAUUGGACCACACUGCUCCUGGUGUUCUCAAGAGGACUUUACCCAUCCGUCUGGAAUUGGUGAAAGGUGUGACACCCCAGAGAAUCUUUUGGCUAAAGGAUGUUUGCUGCCUGCCAUUGAAAAUCCUACUUCCACAAUAGAAAUACUUAGAAACAAGCCGCUGAGUAUAGGAAGUCAGAAAAAUAGUUCGGAUAUUAUACAAAUUUCACCCCAAAGCUUAGUUCUAAAAUUGCGACCAGGUAAUGAGAAAACAUUACAAGUCCGUGUUCGCCAGACCGAGGAUUAUCCAGUAGAUUUGUAUUACCUCAUGGAUCUCUCAGCUUCCAUGGAAGAUGACCUUAAUACAAUAAAGGAAUUGGGCUCCACGCUAUCCAAAGAGAUGUCUAAAUUAACGAGCAACUUCAAGCUGGGCUUUGGCUCCUUUGUAGAAAAACCAGUUUCUCCUUUUAUAAAGACAACACCUGAAGAAAUAGCCAACCCUUGCAGUAGUGUUCCCCAUUUUUGCUUACCUACCUUUGGAUUUAAACACAUUCUACCACUGACAAGUGAUGCAGAAAGGUUCAAUGAAAUCGUGAAGAAUCAGAAAAUUUCAGCAAAUAUCGACACUCCAGAGGGGGGAUUUGAUGCAAUUAUGCAAGCUGCUGUCUGUAAGGAACAAAUUGGGUGGAGGAACGAUUCACUCCAUCUUCUUGUGUUUGUGAGUGAUGCGGAUUCUCAUUUUGGAAUGGACAGUAAAUUGGCCGGAAUCGUUAUCCCCAAUGAUGGAGUUUGCCACUUGGACAGCAAGAAUGAGUACUCCAUGUCAACUGUCCUGGAAUAUCCAACAAUUGGACAACUUAUAGAGAAAUUGGUGCAAAAUAACAUUUUAUUGAUCUUUGCUGUGACAAAGGAGCAAAUUCAUUUAUAUGAGAAUUAUGCCAAACUUAUUCCUGGAGCUACAGUGGGACUUCUUCAGAAAGACUCUGGAAACAUCCUUCAGUUGAUUAUUGCAGCAUACAAGGAACUGCGAUCAGAAGUGGAACUGGAGGUGUUGGGAGAUACAGAGGGACUCAGCCUGUCAUUCACUGCUAUCUGUAAUAAUAGCACUGUCUUCCCAAACCAAAAAAAAUGCUCUCACAUAAAAGUGGGAGGCACAGCAACAUUCAAUGUGACUGUAAGCCUAUCAACCUGUGAGAAAAGAAGCAGGCACAUCACCAUCAAGCCUGUGGGCCUGGCAGAUGCCCUAGAAAUUGAGAUCAUCCCCCAGUGCAGCUGCAGCUGUCAAAAGGACGUAGAAGUGAACAGUUUCAGGUGUAGCGGAGGAAAGGGCUCCUUCCAGUGUGGGGUGUGCAUUUGUAACCCUGGCAACAUGGGUCCUCUCUGUGAAUGUGACGAGAACGCCUUGAGCAGUGACUCAUGUAGAGAUGCCCUUGGUCAUGCCUCCUGCAGCGGAAGGGGAGACUGCUACUGUGGCCAAUGCAUUUGCCACCUGUCCACCUAUGGACAGGUUUAUGGGACCUACUGUGAAUGUGACAAUUUUUCCUGUGUGAGACAUAAAGGAUUGAUAUGUGGAGACAAUGGACACUGUGACUGUGGAGAAUGUAUAUGCAACAGCGGAUGGACUGGUGAAUAUUGCAACUGUACCACCAGCACUGACUCAUGCAUCUCUGAAGAUGGCAUGCUUUGCAGUGGAAGAGGAGACUGUUCCUGUGGAAAAUGUGUGUGCACCACCCCCGGGGCCUCAGGCCCUAGGUGUGAACAAUGCCCUACCUGUGGUGACCCCUGUAAUUCUAAACGGAGCUGCAUCGAAUGUCAUUUAUCUCCUGAUGACCAGUCCAAAGGAGAAUGUGUUGAUAAAUGUAAACUAGUUGAUGCGACCAUCAGUGAUGAAGAUUUCUCAAAGGAAAAUUCUGUUUCCUGCUCUUUGCAAGGGGAAAAUGACUGCCUUAUUACAUUCCUGAUGACCACAGAUAAAGAGGGAAGAACAGUCCUUCAUAGCAUAAACCAGAAAGAUUGUCCGAAGCCUCCCAACAUUCCAAUGAUCAUGUUGGGGGUAUCUCUUGCCAUUCUUCUUAUUGGGGUGGUCCUGCUUUGCAUAUGGAAGCUGCUAGUAUCUUUUCAUGACCGUAAAGAAGUUGCCAAAUUUGAAGCUGAAAGAUCAAAAGCCAAAUGGCAAACGGGAACCAACCCACUGUACAGAGGCUCCACAAGUACAUUUAAAAAUGUAACAUAUAAACACCAGGAAAAACAAAAAAUGGGCAUUACCGCAGAUUCCCAUUAGCGGUUCAUGCACUAGAAAAGUCUGUUUCACUGAUAGAAAAUGUCAACUGCACGAUUUAAUUUUUAUUUCUUUGUUGCUAUAAAUUGAGGUUUGCUCAAGAUAAUAAUAGGUCAUUUCGAGAUCAGCCUUACUUGUGGGAAGGUUAGCGACUGAUGCCUGCCAGGUUCAAAAUAAUUAAGAAAAGGAGUAUCAGCAACAAAGACUUGACUUUGGGGAUCAUGUUAAUGAAUGCAAAACCUAUUGCGUUUGUGCCUGGGGAAAAAAAAUCCUCAGAAAGAAGUAUCUGCGGAUUGAAUUUGCAUGUGAAAAAUAUGAAGAAUUAGAAUUUCAUUUGUUUUAGAAAUAUUGUCUUUGUCCUAGCAGAACCACAAAACCUUGCCAAUACCUACUCACACAACACAGUACAUACAUAUUCCUGAACAGUGGCCCCAUUCUUAGAGGACGACCAAAGGCACUUGUAAAUGAUGAGAUUGGGAUAUUAUUCCAGUGGUAAUUUAUUGGAUAUUAUUCCAGUUAAGAAAGAAUUAUUCUCAAAAUAGCACCAGCUGUAAGACUGCAGAUGAAGUGAACCAGAAUAAUUUGGGUUUACAAUGGCUAGGGUUUCACAUCACUCCAGUCCUCUUUUUGGUGAAUGCAAGAAGGAACUGGGAAGAGCCUCAACAGGCAGAGACCAUGAAUUUUACUCACCAUUGAAUCCUUCAUAGUUUGCAUUCAAACAAUAUCCCCUCAUAUCAAUGCUCUGCAAGCAAGAUUUUUUAUUUGUUUUCUGCAUGAGGAAGAGAAGUCAAAUAAUUUAGAAAUUAGGAAGUCGCCAGAGAGAGACUGAGGCAGAGGAGGACAGAGAGAAAGAGAGACAGACACACAGGGGAAAAUAAAGGGAUGCUAGAGUUUAGUGUAUUAAACUAUUAAACUAUUCAAGGCUAUAAAAUCCUUACCUUCCCCACAACUCAGGUUUUCUCCUGUAUACUCCUAAGUCUGUUGGGGAUUUUUUGGGGGGGCGGGGUAAGAAAAAUUACUUUUUUUUAAGAGUGUCAGGUAACUUAACUGGCAAAGAGCUCUAAUAAUAUAAAAAGGGGAUUAUACAGGAUAAAAUCCAAAGUGGUUUUUAAUCGUAGUCCUUCAUGAAUAACUUUUUUCUUUAUUAGUUGCCUUAUCACAUCAGUCUUAAUCUAUAAAUUUGAUCUGGUAAAUAACAUCCAUAAGCCAUUCAAAAUUUUGUAUUUUUACUUUACAUCUGAGAAAUACAUUUGGCUAUAUAGAGAUAUUUAUGGAUUAUUCACAGAUGUGAAAGUCUCUAUAGUUUUCCUAAGACAAUGAUAGAAAGAUUGCUUCAGUUGAGUGAAAGGUAGAACUUAAGGCAUUAGAGCCAAAUCCCACUGGAAUUUAGGCAAGGUAUUGUAGGCUCCGCAAUGUUAAUUACCAUGAGUUUAACCAUAAAGUGAAGCAGUUUACUAGGUUAAUAGUUUGUCCAUUAUCUAAUAGAACAGGUUAUUGGGACUUUGUGACCCUAGGCGAGUUACAACUUGUCUCAGUGCCGCAGGUAACUAAGGCAAUAAAUUAACAACGUGAUUAGGGCCUGCACCAAGGUGGUGCUAGUGUCAGAAGAGAGAAUUAGGCAUAUAUAAGAGAGAUGUUAUGUAGGCAGAACUGACAGGAUUUAGCAAUUGAUUGGAUAUGUGGAGGGGAGAUUGUGAGAAAGAAUGAAGAUGAUACUUAGGUCUAAAUGUGCAUGGGUAAAGGAAGUUGCUCACCUGAAGCUAUAGAAAAAAAAAUAGUCACUGGAAUGUCAAGGGCUAACUAGUUACGGGUCUCUUUGUCUUUUGAUACUUCCUCCCACGUUACAUUGUGACCUCAUUUCCCUCCAUUACGUCUAUAAGGUAUAUUGAACUACAUUACUAAGUCUAUUGCAAAUUUACUCAAGGCCUUACUAAACGGUAACCUGAGAAAAUUGACGUGCUUCAGUAAGCACAUAGUAAGCACUUAAUUAAUGCCCAUUCAUUCAUUCAAUGUCUAGCUUCCUGACUUAAGGAUUGACUUAGGACCUGGGAAAUACCUGUCUCACUCUGUAUGUGAGUUAUAUUACUGAUCAUACAUCGAUAUCUACAUGGGAUUUACUGUUUUAAAGACAUUUUUGCAUUCAUUACUGGGAAGGUACUUUAGAAAACUUUUAGGAGUGUGUGUGUUUAUCAAUGUGUGGAUGCGUGUGGAUGUGUGCAUGUAUUUGUAUAUUUGUGUAUUUGUGUUGGGGAGGAUAAAGUCUUUCUGCUGUUUUCAAAUAUUGUUUUGUCCCAAGGCUGGUCCUUGAAAAAGCCAAAACAUUAAAAGAAGUACUUCUGUUCAUUGAAGAGUUAAGUUACAUGAAAGUAGAUUUUUUUUGUUAGCAAUGUUGUUGUGUUUUUGUGCUGAUUUAAAUAAACAUGGUAAUUUAAACAAUGAA
Vombatus ursinus (common wombat) is the source of this 4944-nucleotide messenger RNA. RefSeq names its product integrin subunit beta 6 (gene ITGB6). Bases 141 to 2507 code for a protein of 788 amino acids. Gene Ontology annotation, cellular component: cell surface; focal adhesion; integrin alphav-beta6 complex. The record is from RefSeq and is a predicted model, not a curated record. The transcript is spliced from 16 exons. Gene Ontology annotation, molecular function: integrin binding. NCBI's taxonomy places the organism in Eukaryota, Metazoa, Chordata, Mammalia, Diprotodontia, Vombatidae. Gene Ontology annotation, biological process: cell adhesion mediated by integrin; integrin-mediated signaling pathway; cell migration.